Molecule: messenger RNA, 1972 nt
Organism: Papilio xuthus (Asian swallowtail)
Lineage: Eukaryota; Metazoa; Arthropoda; Insecta; Lepidoptera; Papilionidae
Product: glutamate receptor 2
Exons: 6
Coding region: 24-1862 (612 amino acids)
Cellular component (GO): membrane
Molecular function (GO): ligand-gated monoatomic ion channel activity
Source: RefSeq, a predicted model, not a curated record
AGUAACAGUAUUUAACAAUUGCAAUGAAUAUCAUAGCAUUAAAACUAUUGCUUACAAUUUUCCCGCAUUUUUCUUUAAUUGCACAGAUAUUUAAAAAUAAUUUUAUUCAAGAUGGCGUAUUUAUUCAUUGUCAUAAUAAUUCGCAAGUAAUUGUACUGCAAAAAGCAUUUAAUGAUGCUGGAAUAAAAAUGUUGGCUGUAAAACACGAUGACUUUAAUAAAUAUAGAAUUGAUAUUAAAAAAAUAAAAAUUGGAAUAAUACUGGAUGCAUCAUGUAAAGGAUGGAUAAAUGUGUUCCAAGCUUUUUUAAAUUCCAACCAUAGUAGAAUUCAUUGGAUCAUAAAUACUAACAAUAUAAAUUCAACGACACAAAUUUUAUCUCAAUUGUAUCUUAGAAUUGAUUCGAAUGUUUUAUUAAUUCAUAAUAAUAGCAAAGGUAUUAAUUUGCACGAAGCUUAUAAUACAGAUUAUAAACGAAAAGGUAAUUUCGUUGUUCGUAAUGUAGGAUUUUGGAAUUCAUCUUUAUUUACGUGGAAACAAAGUCGUAAUUUACAAGGUGCGACAUUGAAAUGUGUAUCCGUUAUUACCGACCGUUUGAAGAACGAAACUUAUAUGCAUUUUCUCGAACAAUCGAGACACGACAAGACGGAUACUUUGCACAAAUUAAAAUUUUAUACGGUCAUUCGUUACUUACAAGAUAUGUAUAAUUUCAGUGUUGAAGUGCAGCGUACUAACUCGUGGGGCUAUUCGCACAACGGUAGCUUCGAUGGUCUCAUUGGUGCUCUGCAGCGUCGGGAGGCAGAGUUCGGAUGUUCGCCAGUCUUGUUCAAAAUAAAUCGCGCCGAAGUAGUCGACUAUGUUGUCCCAACGUGGCAAACAAAGCACACAUUUUUAUUCCGCCAGCCAAAGUAUCAAGCAAGUUAUUACUCUGUGUACACUCGCCCGCUAGAUGGCGUUGUUUGGCGUUGCAUGUUGGGAGUUCUCUUGGUUGCAGGAUUAACUUUGAACUUGAUAUUAAAAGUAAAAAAGACGAAUUUUUUCAUUGACGGAAGAGAUUCAUCUCUGAGUUUAAUAUGGUUGUUAAUUUGCAGUGCUGUUUGUCAACAAGGUAUGCCGGUAAAUAAAAAUGCUGUUUCUGCGAGAAUAAUAAUAUUUGUGACAUUCAUGUUCUCAAUGAUGGUCUAUCAGUUUUACAAUGCGAACGUAUUGUCGAGUUUGCUCAACGAACAGUACUCCUACAUACGUAACCUCAACGAUUUGCUGCACAGCGAUCUAAAAGCUGGAGUCGAAGAUAUGCCAUUCAAUAAAGAUUACUUUAAGCGUACAACAGACCCCGUAUCCUUAGAUUUGUAUAAAGCUAAGAUAGCCACAGACAAGCACUAUAAUUUCUUUGACGCGGAGUACGGUAUGGGACUGGUGAAGCGUGGCGGCUUCGCUUUCCAUGUUGACACGUCUGCAGCAUACGCUGUCAUGAGGAAGACGUUCUCUGAGCGAGAGAUAUGCGAAGUGGGUGAAGUGCAGCUGUUUCCGCCGCAAUAUGUAGGCGCUGUGGCGGUCAGAGGUUCCCAGUAUAGAGAGUAUAUUGCUGUUGGAGUUAGUAAGCUAUUGGAAACUGGUCUGAUGAAUAGAAUCAAAUCAAUCUGGGAGAGUCGCAAGCCGCCGUGCGCUAAACAACGUUACAGCACUAUUAUGGCUGUUAAUAUUCGAGAAUUUUCUAUGGCCUUACUAUUUUUAUUAUGGGGUUGUAUGUUAUCUUUGUUUAUUUUAAUAUUGGAAAUCUUUGUGCAUAAAAUAAAACGACGAAAUAUGGGUAGGACACACUUAAAAAAAUUAAAGCCAUGGGGUGAAACUUAUAGUUCAUAAACGCUAUCUAAAGAAGAAAAUCACUUUUUUAAAUUAGUGAUGUAGCAGAUAUAAGUGUAGUGUAGAAUUUCAUUCAUUAUAUUUCGUUUGUCAGAUGAUUUGAUUUUUUA